Messenger RNA from Sebastes umbrosus (honeycomb rockfish), 5884 nucleotides. RefSeq names its product cyclin and CBS domain divalent metal cation transport mediator 2b (gene cnnm2b). Gene Ontology annotation, biological process: magnesium ion homeostasis; transport. Gene Ontology annotation, cellular component: plasma membrane. Bases 431 to 2992 code for a protein of 853 amino acids. Gene Ontology annotation, molecular function: magnesium ion transmembrane transporter activity. The record is from RefSeq and is a predicted model, not a curated record. The transcript is spliced from 8 exons. NCBI's taxonomy places the organism in Eukaryota, Metazoa, Chordata, Actinopteri, Perciformes, Sebastidae.
AUUAAUUUUUUUAUUUAAGUGCAUUUUAAUCGUGUCCAUUGGUUAUUAUCUCCUCUAGUGGGAUAUACAUGUAUAUAUGUUUUAAAAAAAGUCACGAGCAGAGAGUCCUCUCUGUCUCUUAACAUGAGGUGCACUUGUUUUGGUAUUUGAUUGGCCGAGGAGGCUGCGGACGCCCCGCCCCCCCAGUCAACCUCGCCUCCUGAUUGGCCGCCCUCGUCGCCCGUCGUCGGGGCCAUCAGUGGGAGGCAGCAGCCGACCCAUAAGCCUGCGCUCCUCAGUCCUCAGUGGUCGGACACGUAGUGGGAACGAGACGGUCCCGAUGACCAAGUCACGGACACCCCUCACCCUCACGGCAGGGAGAUGAAGGCGGACUCCGACUGGCUCUGAUUUUUAACAGCCCUUUUCAUUCAGGUUUGGUUUGGUUAUCACUAUGGCAGAGCCGUUAUCCUCCCGAGGAGCGCCAAACACCACAACUGCAAACAUGGCGUCACCGAACCGGGUCCGAGCUCUGGCGAUGCUUUUCCUCACUGUCACCGGCUGCUGUGUGACUCCGACGAGCGGCAAGGACGGCACCGAGGAGACCGUCAUCAUAGGGCUGCGACUGGAGGACACGGACGACAUUUCCUUCAUGGACAGAGGCUACCUGCGGGUGAGCGAGCGCUCCCGGGUCCGGUUGAGGGUCUACGGGCAGAACAUCAACAACGAGACGUGGUCCAAGAUCUCCUUCACGGAACACGAGCGGAGGAGCCUUGACGACAGCGGCGGCAGCUCCUCCAUCUCGGGGGACAACCAGAGCCAGCAGGAGGACUCCACUGGCUCGCAAGCUUGUGGUAUCAGGACGUCGGAUAUAUCCAUACUGCCCAACAUCAUCCUGAACAGAAAAACGUCGGGAAUAGUCGAAAUCGAGGUGAAACCGCUGCGCAAAACGGAGAGGAGUAAGUCGUACUACCUGUGCAUCGCCGCCUCCUGGACGGAUAACACCUGGAUCUACCACGACGGGGACGACACCAAAGUGAUAGUGGUGGAGGAGAAGAAGUUCCUGCUGCCCUUCUGGCUCCAGGUGAUCUUCAUCUCCAUGUUGCUGUGCUUGUCCGGCAUGUUCAGCGGGUUGAACCUGGGGCUCAUGGCUCUGGACCCCAUGGAGCUGCAGAUAGUGCAGAACUGCGGCACGGAGAAGGAGAAGAACUACGCGAAGAAAAUAGAGCCGGUCCGUAGUCAAGGGAAUUACCUGCUCUGCUCGCUGUUGCUGGGCAACGUGCUAGUGAACACCACGCUCACCAUCCUGCUGGAUGACAUAGCAGGUUCCGGGUUGAUCGCGGUUGUCAUGUCAACCAUCGGGAUAGUGAUUUUUGGUGAGAUAGUGCCACAGGCGAUCUGCUCCAGACACGGCCUCGCGGUUGGAGCCAACACCAUCUUCCUCACCAAGUUCUUCAUGCUGCUCACCUUCCCGGCGUCCUACCCGGUGAGCAAGCUGCUCGACUACCUCCUGGGUCAGGAGAUAGGCACCGUGUACAACCGGGAGAAGCUGCUGGAGAUGCUGCGCGUCACGGACCCGUACAACGACCUGGUGAAGGAGGAGCUGAACAUCAUCCAGGGCGCCUUGGAGCUGCGGACUAAGACCGUGGAGGACGUGAUGACGCCGCUGAGGGAUUGUUUCAUGAUCCCCGGUGAUGGCAUGCUGGACUUCAACACCAUGUCGGAGAUCAUGAAGAGCGGCUACACGCGGAUCCCGGUGCACGAGGGCGAGCGGUCCAACAUAGUGGACCUGCUCUUCGUCAAGGACCUGGCGUUCGUGGACCCGGAUGAUUGCACGCCUCUCAAAACCAUCACUAAGUUUUACAGCCACCCGUUGCAUUUUGUGUUCAAUGACACCAAGUUGGAUGCGAUGCUGGAGGAGUUUAAAAAAGGAAAAUCCCACCUGGCCAUAGUUCAGCGGGUGAACAAUGAGGGCGAGGGAGACCCUUUCUACGAGGUUCUGGGUAUUGUCACCCUGGAGGACGUUAUUGAAGAAAUCAUCAAGUCGGAGAUCCUGGACGAGACUGACUUGUACACUGACAACAAGUCAAAGAAGAAAAUCACCCAUCGGGAAAGGAAGCAGGAUUUCUCAGCCUUCAAGCCUACCGACAAUGAAAUGAAGGUUAAAAUAUCACCUCAGCUUCUGCUGGCUACCCUGCGUUUCCUAGCAACAGAGGUCGAGCCGUUCGCACCGGUGCAAAUGUCAGAAAAGAUUCUGCUACGCUUGCUGAAGCACCCCAACGUCAUCCAGGAGCUGAAAUACGAUGAGAAGAACAAGCGGGCGGUAGAGCACUACCUCUUCCACAGGAACAAGCCUGUGGAUUAUUUCAUCCUCAUACUGCAGGGGAAAGUGGAGGUGGAGGCAGGAAAAGAGGGGAUGAAGUUUGAAGCGGGACCGUUCUCCUUCUAUGGGAUGAUGGCGCUGACAGCCUCGCCAGUGCCUCUGUCCCUGUCUCGUACAUUUGUGGUCAGUAGGGCUGAAUCAUUAGCAGGAUCUCCAGAAAAUAAAUCUCCUCCACGGCCAUUUGGACUCAACCACUCAGACUCCCUGAACAGGAGCGAUCGUAUAGACGCCAUCACCCCGACUCUGGGCAGCAGCAACAACCAGCUCAACUCCUUCCUGCAGAUCUACGUACCUGACUACUCAGUCAGAGCGCGCGCAGACCUGCAGUUUAUAAAGGUAACACGCCAACAGUACCAGAACGCCGUGAUGGCGUCACGGAUGGACAAGACGCCCCAAUCGACGGACAGUGAGUUCACUAAGAUCGAGCUCACGCUGACGGAGCUCCACGACGGAGUGGAGACUCCCGCCGUUGUCGUCACCACCACCAUGGCCAGCACCACCACCACCACCAGCACCACCCCCGCCGUGUCCGUAUCCGCGGCCAACGAGACGUCCCACCUGCUCAACCAGCAGCAGAACUGUGUGGGCCUCAGCAGGAGCAACCACAGCGCCCACAACGAGGGACCCAUCUAGCCCCCGCCUGAGCCCGGUGGAGACCCAGACCCUCCACCCUGUCUCGUGGACACACGCGGAGGAGCGGUGGCGUAAGAUGGAGAUGAGGGAAAGUGGGGAAGCGGAGGCAGGUGGAGUGAGGGUUCUGCUCCAACCAGUAGCCCCCCAGUCAGUCAGUCAGUGAGACCCUUUCACGGAGGGGCAGUGGGGGGGGAAGACGGGUGCUGCGUCACCCUGAACGCCCCCCCCACCUGAACGCUGUCAGAAUCCCCACUGUACUACAUCCUCUUACAGAGGGUGCACCACUCGGACAGUACCUGUGACUGAGCUUCUAUUUUGGGACAAUCUGACAAUUUCAUAGCGGUGACUUGGACUAGAGGACGACAGAGUGCAUGCAGCCCCUGUCCCGUUCCCCUACACACACACACACACACACACACACACACAACAUAAUACAACACUCGCUGUAUUUUCUCCUCAGGCCAAAGACAUUGGUCCCCCCCUUCUUACACUGGACACAGACUGUUUUUGCUCACAUACACACACACGUAUUCAAACACAACGACAUACACACACACACACAUGCAACCCCCCCCCCCCCCCAACCCGUGCAUCUUUCAGGGAGGCUCAGUCGACUGUUGAUCCCAUCAACGAGGACUCAAACCCAAACAAGCAGAAGAGAACGGUCGGUCAAAGACUGCACCAAAAACCGCUUUUGAAAGAAACCGUUUAAACCACGAACCAAGAAUGUUUUCCUGUAUUUAUUUAUUUUAUAAUAUUGUAUGUAUAUAUGUAUGCGUGGAGACACGAUAUGACAUGAAACUGGCAUACCAGCAUGCACGAGCAUGUCCACAAAAAGGUGUGUGCGCGGGGGGCACACGUGUCAUAUCGUGAAAGGACAUGCGACAUAUAUGGAGACGAACAUCCAUUCGUGUAUAUGAGGAGGUGAGGGUCUUUUACAGAUACAGUAUGUAUAUUACAGAUCUUGUUAUUUUUACUAUUAUCCUAAAUUUGAUCUUUUUCACCUUUUAAAAAAAAAAAAAUCACACUAUUGCCUUUAAGAGAAAAUCAUAUAAUUAAUUAUUUUAACAAAGUGCAAUGAACAGCAAUUUAUUUAAGAGAUGAUUAUGGAUAAAAUCGCUGUAUUAUAAAUUGACAGAUAUAUUUGUAUGUAUGUACUGUAUGUAUAUGUAUAUUUGUAUUUUUUUUUUUGCUAAACUGCAGCCAUCCACAAGCUAAAUUGUCCUUAAGUCAGUCUCUCUUUCUCUUUGUCGCUUUCAUGUUUUUGACCUCAAAACACAAUGUCUACUAUACGUUCAUAUGGGAGUAAUGAUGCCUAGACUAUUCACCACAGUGUAGCGGAGGGUGUGUGAACGUGUCAUAACCCUAACCCUAUGCAUGUGGAGGUUGUGUGUCGUCUUUUUUUUUUUUUUUUUUUUUUUGCCAAUUUUUACGCAUAAUCAAACUUGAUAAUUGCACAGUAUUAAUGACCUCAUCUAACAUGUUGAGCAUCAUCAACGUCACAAAAAGUAACCUCGACAUUAAACGUGUCCAUGAAUGAUACACAGCUAUUCCACUGUUUAUGUGUGAAUGUUUUUUUUUAUUAUUUUUAUUUUCAUUUUGCAUGCGUGUGUGUGUACAAAAAACACACCCCGGCGGUUCAGCAGUGAAUGUGAAAGAGACUUUUUACUUGUUUUGGCUCCCCCACACUACACAAUGUAGAUUAUGAUCCAUGUUUAAUAACUUUCGAGUUAAUUCAGAUCAAAAUAAUAUUCUUCUUCACAAAUGCUGGCUGCUAUUAAAGAGAGAUAUUUAUAUUCAUUUUAUCUUAGAAACACUGUACCCAUAUAUGUUUAUUUCUUUCACAAUUUGGGACUAAUUUGCGUUCUUGCGGAGCGUUAAGACGAGAAGAUCGAUCUUCUCGUCUGGCUCUCGGCAAGAAAAGCAAAUGUGGGACUAUUCCUCGAAGUCUUUUUUUAUUUUUAUUUUAUUAGUAUUUUUUUUGCUUUAGUACCUUCUUGCCCUUAUUGUUUUACCUCAUAAAGACAGGAAUGAGUUUUAAGUUACUGUAUGUGUGCUUGACAUUUUUCCUUAAAGCUACAUAAGUCUUAUUGUAGAAUAAUUCUGUUUACUUCAUAUCUGUAGAGGUUUAGAUUUUUAACUCUUUAACUACUUUGAUUCCACUUCCAGGCCUGUUCAUUAACAUUAUGUGUACUGUACGCUGGCAGUUUUUCUUGCCACCUUACAGGAAACGACAAGUGUCCUAAAGAUUAAUAUUCAGUUGCAGUCUGUAACCACUGGCGGUCGCUGUUUCCACAUGUAAUCCGACGUGUGGACAAACGGCCCCUCCAUUCUGCUCAGCCGUGAGGGGGCGUCUCGGUCGUAUAACCACACAAUAAGAGUAUACGUCUGCGUUGUUUGCAGCUGUUGUUCGCUGUUGUUUAUUGUUUACUUGAAAGUGCUCCUAUGCAGCAGGCCCAGCUCCUGCUCUGCAGGGACAAUCACUCCAGAGAUACAGCGAUGAAUGAUGAUCAGAUUGUGAGACUGUGUUUGGGACAUUCAUUCAUACUCAGUGCCUGACAGGAGAACAAGAAGCAUGAUGACAAUUCAAAAGUCCAAACGCACAACUGGGGAGGGAGGGGGGGGGACAUCAGCUGUGACUGGGUUAUUUCAAUAUUCUGUUAUUAUCUUCUUCUUCUCUCACACACUCCCAUCCUUCUGCUGAACACAAGAGAGUAUCAUCCUUCCACUAUGUGAAUGCUUUGCAGGCCUGUGUUUAACCGGUCUUCUGUCCAUCCCAAUGCUGCUAUUGUACCCAUGUGCUGUCCAUAAUGCUUCUUCUACCUGACGACAACAUUCCCAUUGCCUCCUGCAGCUGGUGGUUUAAUAAAAAAGUGAAUGAUUAACAGACAA